UAGCACUUUUGGUUAUGGAGAGAGUAAUAAUAUUGCAAUCUCUCUUUAUUGUCUCUUUUUUGGUAAUGAAUAGUUGUAGUUCUGUUUUGGGAUACAAUGUUCCUUCAAUUUUCAUAUUUGGAGACUCUAUAUUUGAUGCUGGUAACAAUCACUACAAGAAGAACUGCGCAGUACAAGCUGAUUUUCCACCUUAUGGCUCCAAUUUCUUUCACCAUCCUACUGGUAGAUUCGCCAAUGGUCGAACCGUUGCAGACUUCAUCUCUGAAUUUAUUGGGAUUCCCCUGCAAAAGCCACUUCUGGAAGCACAACUUGAUUUAGUAAAUGGAAAUCAGAAAGAGUAUCCAUCAAAUGGCAUCAACUUUGCUAGUGCUGGUAGUGGACUUCUACGACCAACAAAUCAGAAUUUGGGAGUGACACCAAUUCAAGAUCAACUCCAACAAUUCAAAACCUUAGUCCAACAAAAACACAUAACCAAGAAACAAAUCCAACAGUCACUCUUCUUAUUCGAGUCAGGCUCCAACGACAUAAUCAGCUACUUCUAUCCAUUUGAUGCCCCAACUUUGACCCCAGAUGGCUAUGUUCAAGCCAUGAUAACUCAAGUUACAAACUUUGUUGAUCAGAUUUGCAAGUUAGGGGCUCGUCGAAUCGCCUUGUUUUCGUUAGGCCCUCUUGGUUGUGUCCCAGCCAGGGUCCUCUUGCCUGGUGCACCAGUUAACAAAUGUUAUGGGAAAAUGAACAAGAUGGUUAAGAACUAUAACAUGAGGUUAGAUAUUUUUGUGAAAACAAUACCGAUCAAGUAUCCUGGUUCUUUUGCUGUGUAUGGAGAUGUAUACAAGCCUGCUCAGAUCUUCAGAGCUAAUCCUAAACGUUAUGGCUUUUCAGAUGUAACUAAUGCAUGUUGUGGUGAUGGAACUCUCGGAGGAUUAGUGCAAUGUGGUAAGGAAGGUUACAAGUUAUGUGCAAAGCCCAAUGAGUACUUGUUUUGGGAUUAUUUUCAUCCAUCAGAGCACACUUAUAAACUCAUCUCAAAGGCAUUGUGGAAUGGAACCCAUUCUCAAAUUCGACCUGUCAAUCUCAAAACACUGGCCAACAUGACUCUCAUUCAUCACUAAUUAAGGAAAUUAAUUUGUGUUAUGAAAAUGUUAAAAUGUAGAGUGGAGUCCCUGUCUUUCAUUUGAUCAGAAUGUUAUGGAGUUCAUGUCUA
Molecule: messenger RNA, 1204 nt
Organism: Lycium ferocissimum
Lineage: Eukaryota; Viridiplantae; Streptophyta; Magnoliopsida; Solanales; Solanaceae
Product: GDSL esterase/lipase 6-like
Exons: 4
Coding region: 15-1112 (365 amino acids)
Biological process (GO): lipid metabolic process
Molecular function (GO): lipase activity
Source: RefSeq, a predicted model, not a curated record